Schistosoma margrebowiei is the source of this 9786-nucleotide messenger RNA. The record is from the annotation of a GenBank genome assembly. Lineage: Eukaryota; Metazoa; Platyhelminthes; Trematoda; Strigeidida; Schistosomatidae.
AACACAUUUAAAAUUGUAAGCUACUAGCCUCUGGUUUCGUUUGUCAAGUCGUGUUAUUCGUACGCUUGUGCUAUUGUUAGUUGUUGUCGAUUGCUAUAUUUACUCAAUUUAAGUGAAGUAUUUCACAAAACUGCUAUUCACAUAUCCCCCAGCACACAGCUUACCUUCAGGAUAGUGGCAAACCUACUUAAAACUGAAAGUUAAACAGAAUUAUUUGUUCUGCACUUUAUCUUGUUAAAUCAUGGCUGAUGAUGCCGCCAGAAAGCUGCAGUUCGAGUACAAAAUCAACUCCAACCUUGUACUCUCAACAGAUCGGUCCCUCAUCGACAGACGUCCAAGGGAUGAAUCCACCGGAGAGGUGUUAAGUUUAGCUGGGAAAAUUCGUGCUCAAGAAAUGGGGCACAAGUCGCAAAGAACAAAACCACCCAUGUUGCAUGAGAAACGAGCGAAACGUCAAAAACGUGACGAGUCCCAACAGGACGCUUUGAAAUUGAAAGGAGCUAGCUUACUAAACGAUGAUUUCAACGAUAUAGCUGGAAUCAUGUACCACCCUAAGACACCAGACACUCGGAAAACCUAUGAAUACAUUCUUCACUGCAUUCAAGAGGCUUUAGGUGAUCAGUCACGUGAAAUCCUAUGCGGAGCAGCAGAUGAAGUUAUAGCCACUUCUAAGAAUGUUCAUUUAAAAGACAAAGAGAAAAGGAAGGAAACAGAGUCCUUGUUAGGUCCUCUCGUUGAUGAGAGGUAUAACAUUAUUGUCAACCUUUGCAAGAAAAUCACAGACUGGAAAGAAGAAGAACCUGGUUCUACCGCGGUCACUAACUCCAAUGACAGUAUUGAUCAAACGUAUGGCGUAAAUGUUCAGUUUGAAGAAUCAGACCAAGAGGAUGAGGAAGAUGCAUUUGGGGAGGUCAAAGAAGAAGAUGAUGAAGAUGAACCAGAUGGGGAGGAGGCCGUUGUAGAGAUGACUUUACAGUCUCGUAAAAAUGAGUCAGUUAUUACCGCUCACCAAAAUGCUGAAAAUUUACAUCCUCGAGAUAUUGAUGCGUUUUGGUUGCAACGUAACCUUGCGAAGCAUUGUAAAGACCCGAUACUUGCUCAGGCGAAAGCUCGCGAAUGUCUGGAAAUUCUUCAGUCAGCUUCUGAUGAUAGGGAUCUAGAAAACCGUUUAGUUCGUGCCCUCGGUUAUGAGCAGUUCGACUUUGUCAAAAUUUUACGCAAACAUAGACUUAUGGUUUUGCACUGUAUUUUAUUGGCACAAGCACAAACAGUUCAGGAACGUAGUCAAAUGGAGGCAAAAAUGCGUAGCGACCCUACAUUAGCCAAAGUAUUGCAUGAAUUAAGAGAAACAGAAAAUUCUGCAGAUUUAGUCGCUGAAGAACGUCAAAGAAAAAAUGUUCAGCGUGUCGUCCGUGUUCAGGCUGAUAUGGAGCAUGAAAAUAUGAACGAUGAAGGUUUUCACUUGUCUGAAGACGGUGCUAUCGGUGUUGCAAAUAUCGUUGACUUAGAGGGUCUAGCUUUUUCGCAAGGAGGACAUUUAAUGGCAAACAAGAGAUGUCAGUUACCCGAUGGUUCAUUUCGAAAGCAGAAAAAAGGUUACGAAGAAGUACAUGUACCACCUUUACGCCAAAAACCAUUAGAACCAGGCGAAACUCUAAUAAAAAUUGAAAAACUACCUGCGUAUGCACAAGCUGCCUUUGAAGGUUGCAAGACUCUCAACUUAAUUCAAAGUCGAUUAUACCAUGCUGCUAUGGAAACGGAUGAAAAUUUGCUGCUAUGUGCCCCUACUGGUGCCGGUAAAACAAAUGUAGCUUUAUUGUGUAUUAUGCAUGAACUUGGCAAAUUUAUUAAUCCUGAUGGUACCAUAAAUAAAGAUGAAUUCAAACUUAUUUACAUUGCACCUAUGCGAUCUUUGGUACAAGAAGUUGUUGGUAAUUUUAAUAAGUUGUUAAGCAGUUAUGGUAUUAAGGUUGAUGAACUUACUGGUGAUCACCAACUUAGUCGUGAACAAAUUUAUGAAACACAAGUUAUCGUAUGCACACCAGAAAAAUGGGAUGUAAUCACACGUCGUGGUGGGGAUGAGCGAGCUUAUAUACAGUUGGUUAGAUUAAUUAUUUUUGACGAAAUUCAUCUACUACACGAUGAUCGUGGUCCAAUACUGGAAGCUAUUGUUGCACGAACUUUACGUGCUGUAGAGAACACAUCCGGUCUAGCCGUUUCUAAUGAUAUUGGCGGUGGAGGUGGUGUUCGUCUUGUCGGUUUGAGUGCUACGCUACCAAAUUAUGAAGAUGUAGCGACGUUUCUACGAGUUGAUUGUUCGAAAGGAUUAUUUCAUUUUGAUAACAGUUAUCGUCCUGUACCAUUAGAACAACAAUAUAUUGGAAUAACUGAGAAAAAAGCUGUAAAACGUUAUCAAAUAAUGAAUGAUAUUGUUUAUGAUAAAGUAAUGGAACAUGCUGGACGUAAUCAAAUUUUAAUAUUUGUUCAUAGUCGUAAAGAAACUGGAAAAACAGCACGUACAUUAAGAGAUGCAUGUUUAGAAAAAGAUACUUUAGGUAUAUUUAUGAAAGAAAAAAAUGCAUCGGCUGUUGUUCUACGUCAAGAAGCCGAACAAGUAAAAAAUCCUGAACUUAAAGAUUUACUUCCUUACGGAUUUGGUAUACAUCAUGCUGGUAUGAGCCGUGUUGAUCGUACUUUAGUUGAAGAUUUAUUCGCUGAUCGACAUAUUCAAGUUUUAGUCUCUACUGCUACAUUAGCUUGGGGUGUUAAUCUACCAGCUCAUACGGUAUUGAUUAAAGGAACUCAGAUUUAUAGUCCAGAAAAAGGACGUUGGACGGAAUUAGGUGCUUUGGAUGUUAUGCAAAUGCUUGGCCGUGCUGGUCGCCCUCAAUAUGAUACGAAAGGUGAAGGUAUACUGAUUACAAAUCAUACAGAGUUACAAUAUUAUUUAAGUUUAAUGAAUCAACAACUUCCAAUUGAAAGUCAGCUGGUCUCACGUUUGGCUGAUUUACUUAAUGCAGAAAUAGUUUUAGGUACUGUAACAACUAUUCGUGAAGCAGUAACUUGGUUGGGUUACACUUAUCUAUACAUUCGUAUGCUUCGAAACCCCACGUUAUAUGGUGUACCACAAGGUAGUGAAAAGGAUGACCCUUGGCUUGAACAAUAUCGUCGAGAUUUAGUGCAUACAGCAGCAAUAGAAUUAGAACGUUCACAGUUAAUUCGUUAUGAUAGACGUUCAGGAUGUUUGCAGUCAACUGAACUUGGUCGAAUCGCAUCACAUUACUACUUAACUCAUACAACUGUACUUUCAUACAAUAAAUUGCUUCGUCCGGGUUUGGGUGAAAUCGAAUUAUUCCGUGUGUUUGCUGCCAGUUCUGAAUUCAAACAUAUGACUGUUCGACAGGAAGAACGAUUUGAAUUAGCCAAACUUCUUGAACGUGUUCCGAUUCCAAUCAAAGAAUCUCCUGAAGAACCUUCAGCUAAAAUCAACUGUUUAUUACAAGCAUAUAUUUCUGGAUUGAAAUUAGAAGGAUUCUCUUUAAUGUCUGACAUGGUUUAUAUUACUCAGUCAGCUGGUCGACUUGUACGAGCAAUCUUUGAAAUUGUUCUUCAUCGAGGUUGGGCUGAAUUAGCAGAUAAUGCACUCACGUUGGCCAAAAUGAUUGAACGUCGUAUGUGGGAAUCAAUGUGUCCUUUGCGUCAGUUUAAAAAGUUACCAGAUGAAGUUAUUCGUAAAUUAGAGAAGAAAUCAAUACCAUUUGAUCGUUUGUAUGAUAUGAAUCAUCAUGAAUUAGGUGAGUUGGUACGGUUACCUAAAUUAGGUAGACCUCUACAUAAAUACCUCCAUCAAUUACCUCGUCUAGAAAUGAGCGUACAUGUUCAACCAAUUACAAGAUCAGCUUUACGUGUUGAGCUAACUUUAACACCUGAUUUUAUUUGGGAUGAAAAAGUACACUCAACAAAUCAAGCGUUUUGGAUAUUUGUUGAAGAUGUUGAUGGAAACAGUGUAUUACAUCAUGAAUUCUUUGUAUUAAAACAACGUUAUGGAACAGAAGAGCAUGUUUUACGAUUUGUUUUACCAAUAUUCGAUCCAUUGCCACCACAUUAUUAUAUAACCGCUGUAUCUGAUCGUUGGAUUGGUGGUGAGGUAACUUUACCAGUAUCAUUUAGACAUUUAAUAUUACCGGAAAAAACAAUACCACCUACUGAAUUAUUGGAUCUACAACCACUUCCAGUGACCGCAUUAAGAAACAAAGAUUUUGAAGCAUUAUACACAGAUCGUGUCAAAGUAUUCAAUCCUAUACAAACACAGGUUUUCAAUUCCCUAUAUAAUUCAGAUGAGAAUGUCUUAAUAGCAGCUCCAACUGGAAGUGGCAAGACAGUUUGUGCUGAAUUAGCAAUAUUUCGUUUAAUAACUACACAUAAUAGUAGUUCAACAAAUCAGACAGAUUCUUCAGGUACAACUGCCAAUUUUCGGUGUAUUUACGUUUUACCACCACAUGAAGAACAAGUGGAACAACGUUAUAUUGAUUGGGCAAGUCGAUUUGGUGAGAAGUUAGGUAAACGUGUCGUUCGAUUAACUGGAGAAACCUCUGUGGACUUAAAAUUAUUAGCUCGUGGGAAUAUCAUAGUAACUACACCAGAACACUGGGAUGUGCUAUCCAGAAGAUGGAAACAACGUAAAAAUGUACAAAAUAUCAAUUUAUUUAUUGCAGACAAUUUACAUUUAGUUGGUUCUGAAGGCGGCUCAGUGUUAGAAGUGGUGUGUUCAAGAAUGCGUUACAUCAGUAGUCAAGUGGAUAAUCCAAUUCGUAUAAUUGGCUUGUCUCAUAGUCUUACCAAUGGUCGUGAUAUUGCUAGCUGGCUUGGUUGUACUUCUGGAGCAACUUACAAUUUUCCACCUGCUACUAGACCCAUUCCUUUAGAAUUGACUAUUAUGCCGUUCAAUAUUCCACACCAAGCGUCUCGUUUGUUAGCGAUGACUAAACCUGUUUAUCAACUAAUAACACGACUAGCAUUUACCCCAAGUCCUGCGGGUAGCUCACAGCAUUCUCAGCGUAAACCAACUUUAGUUUAUGUGCCUACCAGACGUCAAACACAAAGAGCUGCUCUCGAUUUGAUAACCAUGUUCGCUGUCAGCAAUGCAACAUCUAAAUUUCAAACUAUUUCAAGUCACUUGGAAGAAGCUUUAUCUCGUGCCGCUGAUCAGUUAGCAGAUAGAGCAUUAGCUGAAGUUAUUCGUCAUGGUGGCGGUGUAGCUUAUUUACAUGAAGCUAUCUCAAAACCAGAUCGUCGAUUAAUUGAAGUGUUAUUCGCUGCCGGUGCAUUACAUACCUUGGUUGUAUCACGUGCGCUUGUUUGGGCUGCAGCCUCACCAAAUCCAUUGACAGCCUAUCUUGUAAUUGUAAUGGAUACACAAGAUUAUAAUGGAAAGAUUCAUGCUUAUGAAGAUUAUCCAAUAGUUGAUUUGAUUGAGAUGUUAGGGCAUGCUAAUCGUCCGAAUAUCGAUAGUGAAGCUAAAGCUGUUGUAUUAUGUCAAACUGGAAAGAAAGAAUUCUUGAAAAAAUUCCUUCAUGAUCCAUUACCAGUGGAAUCACAUCUAGAUCAUGCUCUACAUGAUCAUUUCAACGCUGAAAUAGUCACCAAAACUAUUGAAAAUAAACAAGAUGCUGUGGAUUAUUUAACAUGGACUUUUCUCUAUCAACGUAUGACACAAAAUCCAAAUUAUUAUAAUUUACAGGGUGUGACACAUCGACAUUUAAGUGACCACCUAAGUGAAUUAGUCGAGACCACAUUGAAUGAUCUGGAGACAUCCAAAUGUAUUUCUAUAGAAGAUGGUAUUGAUUUGGCUCCAUUAAAUUUGGGCAUGAUAUCGGCGUACUAUUAUAUUCAGUACAACACAAUAGAAUUAUUCAGUUUAUCAUUAACAGCUAAAAUGAAAAUUCGUGGUUUAUUAGAUGUGAUUAGUAAUGCAGCUGAAUUUGAUAUAUUAUUACCUGUACGACAUCAUGAAGAUAUAUUAUUACGUCAAUUAAGUGUAAAAGUACCACAGAAAUUAGCACCAAAAGCUAAAUUUUCUAGUCCACAUGUUAAAGCAAAUUUAUUAUUACAAGCACAUUUAUCACGUUUACAAUUACCAAAUGAAAUGCAAACAGAUACUGAUCGUUUAUUAAGUUGUACUAUACGUUUAAUUCAAGCUUGUGUAGAUGUUUUAUCCAGUAAUAGUUGGUUAGGUCCUGCUUUAGCAGCUAUGGAACUAUCACAAAUGUGUACACAAGCUGUAUGGCAUAAAGAUUCUUAUUUACGUCAAAUACCACAUUUUACAGCUGAACGUAUUAAUCAAUGUAAAGAAAAUAAAGUGGAAACUGUAUUUGAUUUAAUUGAAUUAGAAGAUGAAGAACGUAAUCAAUUACUAGAUGGAUUAACACAAGUUCAAAUGGCUGAUGUAGCUAGAUUUUGUAAUCGUUAUCCAAAUAUUGAAAUUACUUAUGAAAUUACCACAAAUAAUGGAAAUAAUGCAUUAAAAACACCUAUACGAACUGGUGAAACAUUAACUGUACAAGUAUCGUUAGAACGUGAAGAAGAUAAUGUGGGUCCAGUUAUAGCACCGUUUUUCUCUCAGGUAAGAUUAUUUAUACUUUUUUACAGUAUAUCAUUAUUUAUUAAAAUACAUCAGUAUUGGUAUAAGUAAGCGUUCAAACAAAUAUACGUCAUACAAUAAAAAAUGAGAUUCUCAAGAGAUAGAAGAAGGUGAGUAUAAUCAACAUUAGUGAAAGGGAGAAUUAGUUCAACCGUUCCGGAAUCCGUUUUUGCGUGGGUGGAGAUGAUGAAAGGAUAUUGUUUUUCUCACGGUUUUCUUCCCACUUAUAGAGCUUUCAAAUCUAACGCUACAUAAUGACUGUUAAUAAGGAUCCAGGCGGUUAGUGCUGCCUCAGAUGUGGCACUCAUUGAGACAUGAACGCCAGAAAAACCAGGCGAACACGCCACAGCGUCCCGGAUAAACGCACGUGAAAUAAGCCUUCCGAAGUGACAAACGUAGAGUGAAUUCGUAGUACUUCACUGGAGUCUUGAAUACAGGUUUCGGAUGGACAAGACAUCGAUAUUACGGUUUUCUAAAGACAACCGACUAUAUCUGCUGUCUCGUCUGCAUUAGUAUGCGAACGUUGAAGGAGGUCAGUUUGAAUGGAACAAGUGAUUUGAGAAGGGUUAAUUUAAAAUCCUUAUUCAAUGGUAGCACUCAGCUUUCGACCAUUCAGUGACUUGAGAUCAUUUGAAUAGGACAAGGUUUCCACCAUAGGCGAUCUGCUUUGUGAGAUGAAAAAUAGAAAUAAACAGAAUGUUAAUAAAAAGGAUGUGUAAAUUAAGUCUUUAUGUAACUAAGUACUUGCAACAGUUGUUCAUGUAGAUAGCGAGUACAAACCACUUUGUUACUUUUGUGUGGGCAAAGAUGCUGCCCGGGUGCCAAGAUGGUUUUCUCAGAUGGGCCCUCCUUGAUCCUUUGACCUAAAGGUUUAGUCCACAAAGCUGUGUAGCAAUGUGAUGAGAUGUGGUCCCGUGGUAGCCGGUAACCAUGACUAGGUUAAUAACCCAUUUGUUCCCUCAGGAUCCUGGAGCCUGUUUUCACCAUUGGUAUAAAAUCAUGAUUUUAUAACCCCUACGUGGGUCAUUCGUAUCUACUAACGCAGUUUUAACGCUACAUAUUCGAUUUUCAUCUUCUCAGUUGUGUAAACAAUAGCCGUUCCGUAAGAAGACAGUGAAUAGGAUUUACUCGUUAGUGAAAGAGUUAAUGAAUUCUCACUCAUGGUCUUACUGGGGCAUUUAUUGUCGUUGUUUUUAUAAUCACUAUAAUGAUAAAUACAACUUCAAUUAAAUUACAAAACACUUAAAUUUGUAGAAUUGUUGAAAGUGUGGAUAGCUUGAUUGUAAAAAAAAUUGUUGCAUAUUUAUCCAUUCUAAUUUUAAUCUUAAUUGUAAUCCCAUUUAAUGUCUAAUAAUGCUUUCAAUCAGUGAAAUUUCUAAAAUCUCCACGAAACCCAUUCUGAUAAUAAUCAUCCGCUCACUAGUGACUGACUUCAAGAGAUACUCCUGGAGUUUUAGUGAGAAGUCGUUACCAGUGGAGUUCAACCAGGUCUGUUGUGAGAUAUCAGCUCACUGAAGACAAUGGUGAACGGUGGCACAACUUCGUGAAUUGGUUGAAGUUAGACAUUAACAUCGUUGGAUGCCGGCUCAGUGGUCUAGUUUGUUAAGCGCCUGGUGCGAGACUGAUAGGUCCUGGGUUGGAAUCUCGAGGGGUGCGGCAUCGUAAAUGCGCACUGCUGGGGAGUCCCACAAUAGGACAAAACGGCCAUCCAAUGCUUCCAGGUUUUCCAUGGUGGUCUAGCUUCAAUUGACUCAUGAUUUCAAUCAGUGAAAUUUCUAAAAUCUCCACAAAACCCAUUCUGAUAAUAAUGAUUUCUUUCUCUCAUUGAUUGGAAUAUAAAUUUUUAACAUUUGUUAUUAAAGUAUUACUGAUCUCAAACAUACUUAUAGUUGUGGUGUGUAUAUCUUAAAAUUUUCGUUUUGAGUAUUUAAGAUUUAGAUAUGUUUUUACAUUUCCUAACAACAUUCAAUAAAACAACCUCUGCGUUAGUUUUCAGCUAACUCGAAAUCUGAGGAACAUUAGCAACAGUCAAAUUGUUUUCUUUGAUCCUCGAAAAUGUAAAUUUGUGAAGAUAUUUUUUUUGGAUUUAAUACUAGAUUAACAUCUUAACUAUCGAUAAAGUAUUGAUUUAAUGACCAUAAGCUAGAACUUACCCGGUGUCAGAAUAACCCUAGUUUUUUUAUCGUCUACCAAAAUCUUACCAUAAUUUUAUCUAAACUGAAAUGAGUAAUACUCUGUUACAUUUAUUUGUAUAUUGAGCAUAUCUUAGGCGAGACGUCCAUGAUCAUAGCUAAUCAACAAUUUAUAACAUAUAUAUGUCAGUAACAACUUUUUGCCAUUGAAUGUGAUCAUAUUUUUAUCUGUAAAUCAAAUUACAGAUUUAGCUAGAUAAACCUGUUAUUUUAAUUCUUGUUAUUUUGUAGCCCCGUGAAGAAGGUUGGUGGUUGGUAGUUGGAGAAGUAAAAACAAAUUCAUUAGUUGCAAUCAAGCGCCUAUUUGUUUCACAAUCAAUGAAAGUUCGCUUAGAUUUGAGUGCACCAAACCAUUCAGGUCGUCAUGAAUUCACGUUGUUUUUUAUGUCAGAUGCGUAUAUGGGUUGUGAUCAAGAGUAUAAAUUUCAAAUUGAAGUACGUGAAGGAGGUGGAGGGACAGGUGGACGAAGCCAUAAUGACUAACGAAAUCUAACAUAACUGUUAAUUAUUUUGUCCAUACAUAUACAAACCCUUGUACACAACCACUUACCGUUUUCUUUUAUACACAUCUCUUGUAGUAUUCUGUUUGUUUUCUUGUGCCGUUAAGAGUAAUUGUAUAUAUAGUAGUUUUAUUCUAAAUUUAUUGCAUGAAACGCUCCGCAAUCAGUUCGUGAAAUUGAGAGACACUUUUUACUAUUUUGAAAGAGUAAGGAUGACGCUGAAAGCGGUUUGGUCACCUCUGAUAAUGUCAGUAGUCAGACUCUUAAGAAAAUUAUUCUAUCAGUUUAACCUUACUCUAACUUCAUCAGUAACCGGGUUUUGGGGAAAUAUACUAUGACUAUAGAACGUUUUAAGAAAGUAUCAGAAAAAUAAAUAAGUAAAUGUCACGAUGAGGUUUACAAUCCAUAUUAUAAUAAUAGAACUUAUUUAAAAAGUACGAAUUUUUUCACUCGC